Filobasidium floriforme is the source of this 1307-nucleotide messenger RNA. RefSeq names its product dehydrogenase. The coding region runs from base 122 to 1219 and encodes 365 amino acids. Lineage: Eukaryota; Fungi; Basidiomycota; Tremellomycetes; Filobasidiales; Filobasidiaceae. The record is from RefSeq and is a predicted model, not a curated record. Gene Ontology annotation, molecular function: oxidoreductase activity, acting on NAD(P)H. The transcript is spliced from 8 exons.
CUACUUCCCACCAGGCCACCAUCGAUUCAAUUGAUUCCCCAUAGUACUGCUAUAUAUCUCAGACCUCGCGUACACGACACCCAACCACACCCAACCCAAAGCUAAACAACCUCAACACAAGAUGUCUCUCGAAAUUCCCGGAAAGAUGCGUGCCCUCGUCGAGGACCAGUCCGGCAAGACUGCCUCUAUUCAGGAGGUUGCUCUCCCCGAGCUGGAGGAGAACGAUAUCCUGGUCAAGGUCGCUUACGUCGCCCAGAACCCUACCGACUGGAAGCACGCUUCCAUCCCCGGCCUCUCCGUCCCCGGUGCCAUCAUCGGGUGUGACUUUUCCGGAACGGUCGUCACCAUCCCCUCGAUCUGCCCUAACCCCAACAAGCUCCAAGUCGGUGACAAGAUCGCCGGGAUGGUCCACGGCGGCAAGUUCCCGACCAAGGGUUCGUUCGCCCAGUACCUGAGGGUACCUUCGGAUACUUGUUGGAAAGUCCCCGAGAGCGUCGGGUUGAGGGACGCUCCGGUCUAUGGAGUCGGGUUCAUCACCGCUGCCGGAGUCUUGUAUAGGCGACAGAAGCACGAGUACCCUCCGGCCAAGAUCGAGGGUGAUCACUGGUACCUCGUCUACGGUGGAUCGACCGCCGUCGGCAUGUUCGCCGUUCAGUUGGCCAAGCUGGCUGGAUACAAGGUCAUCGCUACCGCCAGUCCCAAGAACUUUGACCUGGUCAAGUCUUACGGGGCCGAUGAGGUCGUUGACUACAAGGACGCUGACCACGCUUCGUCCGAGAUCAAGAGGAUCACCAACAACACCCUCUCCAUCGGUCUGGACACCAUCUCCGAGAAAGGAUCCUUUGGGAUCGCUCUCAACGGAUUUUCCGACGACAAGUCCCUGGGCGGGGAACAGCGCAAGUUGAGCGCCUUGUUGCAGGCCGACGAGAAGACCCAAUUGUUGGCAAAGGAGAAGAGCGUAACCGUGGAAACUAUUUUGGCGUAUACGUUCAUGGGAAUUUCCUUCGAGUUCUUCCCCGGUAUGACUCUCCCCGUCAUCCCCGGUGACCGAGACUGGUUCAACAACUUCCAUACCCGAAUCGCGGACAUUAUCACCAAGCACAACAUCAAGCCCAACCCCGUCAAGGAGUCCGGCGGUCUCGAUGACAUUCUUGAUGGGUUCGAGCUCCAAAAGUCCGGCAAGGUCUCCGGAACCAAGCUCGUCUACAGGAUCGAGUAGAGCAGAGCUCUGACUUGACGUAUCGAACUGUAUUGCCUCAGCAUGAAAUCUAAGUAAAUGAAAUAAAGUUUAUUGGUCCCCAAGUCCC